AUGCCAUCCAAUUGCUUUCUCUACAUAUUCUUAGCAAUUGAAGCAAAUGCUGUUUAUGCUGCUUCAAGAACUCAUGAUUUUGGACUUGAUGUUACAUGUCCUCUCGGCUACUUCCCUUGCGGGAAUAUCACAAAAUGUUUGCCGCAGCUGCUCCACUGCAAUGGGAUAGAUGACUGUGGAAAUCAGGCUGAUGAAGAUGACUGUGGUGAUAAUAGUGGAUGGUCUCAACAGCUGGAUGCAAUUUACAAUAUAAGGAUUUCCCAAGAUGCUUCUGAAGUGGAGACUGAUGAGUGCUUGGUUGAGUCUUUGCCAACACAGUGUUUGUGUCGGGGGUUAGAGCUAGACUGCGACGAUGCUGGUUUGCAUACUGUGCCUUCAGUGUCCUCAAAUAUAACUAUGAUGUCUCUACAAAGGAAUCUGCUGGGAAAGCUUGUGGCCAAUGGUUUCAAAAAAUAUCAGGAUCUUAAAUACUUGUUUCUUCAAAACAAUAACAUCAGCAUUGUGUCAGGAAACGCUUUCAGGGGACUCUACAAUCUGACAAAGCUGUAUGUAUAUCCCUUAGAUUUGGCUAACAACAAAAUUGAAUCACUUCCUCCCCUUCUAUUUAAGGAUCUAAAAGUACUCUCACAACUGAAUCUUUCAUACAAUCCAAUCCAGAAAAUACAAGCAGACCAGUUUGAUUAUCUUAGAAAACUUAACUCACUAAGCUUAGAAGGCAUUGAAAUUAAAAAUAUCCAAAGAAGAAUGUUCAGACCACUUAAAGAUCUUUCCCAUAUAUAUUUUAAAAAAUUUCAGUAUUGUGGCUAUGCCCCUCAUGUGCGCAGCUGUAAACCAAAUACUGAUGGUAUUUCAUCCUUUGAGAACCUCUUAGCCAGUGUUAUUCAAAGAGUAUUUGUCUGGGUUGUGUCUUCUGUCACUUGCUUUGGAAACAUCUUUGUCGUCUGCACGAGGCCUUACAUUCGAUCAGAGAACAAACUCCAUGCCCUGUCAAUCAUGUCUCUCUGCUGUGCAGAUUGCCUCAUGGGUAUAUACUUAUUUGUGAUUGCAGCCUUUGACCUGAAAUAUCGUGGGGAGUACAAUAAGCAUGCUCAGUUGUGGAUGGACAGUAUCCAUUGCCAACUGGUGGGAUCUUUGGCCAUUUUAUCCACAGAAGUAUCAGUUUUGUUACUAACUUACCUGACUUUGGAAAAAUACAUUUGUAUAGUUUAUCCCUUUAGAUUCCUGAAGCCAGGGAAAUACAGAACAAUUUCCAUUUUGGUUCUCAUCUGGAUUAUAGGCUUCAUUGUUGCUUUUAUUCCACUGAGCAAUAAGGACUUUUUCCAAAACUACUAUGGUGCUAAUGGAGUCUGUUUCCCUCUUCACUCUCAGCAGUCUGAAAGUACUGGAGGUCAGAUUUAUUCAGUUAUAAUUUUUCUAGGUGUCAAUUUGGUAGCAUUUAUCAUCAUCGUGUUCUCCUAUGGAAGUAUGUUUUAUAGCAUUCAUCAGACAGCCAUUACUGCAAUGGAAAUCCAGAAUCAUGUGAAGAAAGAGAUGACACUUGCCAAACGUUUUUUCUUCAUUGUAUUUACUGAUGCACUAUGCUGGAUACCCAUAUUUAUACUUAAAUUGCUUUCCUUGCUUCAAGUUGAAAUUCCAGGUUCUAUCACUUCCUGGGUUGUGAUUUUUAUAUUGCCAAUAAAUAGUGCCUUGAACCCUCUUCUCUAUACACUGACUACCAGGCCCUUCAAAGAAAUGAUUCAUCAAACGUGGCACAAUUACAGGCAAAGAAGAUCCUCAGGAAACAAAAGCAGUCAGAAAAUGUAUAGCCCAUCAUUCAUCUGGGUAGAAAUGUGGCCAGCAGAAGACACUUCAUCAGAGUUAACAAAACCAAGCCAUUACACAGAUUCCUCUAAAGGACUGAUAAGUACACACUCAGCAAGACUAAAUGUAUACACAUGA
Messenger RNA from Varanus komodoensis (Komodo dragon), 1938 nucleotides. RefSeq names its product relaxin family peptide receptor 1 (gene RXFP1). Gene Ontology annotation, cellular component: membrane. NCBI's taxonomy places the organism in Eukaryota, Metazoa, Chordata, Lepidosauria, Squamata, Varanidae. The record is from RefSeq and is a predicted model, not a curated record. The transcript has 13 exons. Gene Ontology annotation, biological process: G protein-coupled receptor signaling pathway. Bases 1 to 1938 code for a protein of 645 amino acids. Gene Ontology annotation, molecular function: protein binding; G protein-coupled receptor activity.